AUGGUAGGUCUCAGAAGUCAGAAACAUCAACUUUUGGGAGUCAUAAGGGAAAUGAGAAGUAUGACAAGAGAGUGGUUCAAUGUUACUGUUGUAAUAGAAUCAGAAGAUGAGCCAGAAUAUGAAGGUUCUGAAGAUGAGUCGGAAUCUGAAGGUUAUGAAGAAGAGUUAGAUUCUGAGGGUUUUAAAGUUGAAGUUGAGUUAGAAGAUGGCUCUGAAGUUAAAGGAGAAGUUGCCUUUGAAGAGGAUUCUACCUCUGAAGGUGAGUCAAAAUCAGAAAAUAAAUCUGAAGGUGACUCUAAAGAUGAAGAUGACUCUAAAGGCGAGUCUGACUCAAAAGGCGAGUCUGACUCUGAAGGUAAAUCUGAUUCUAAUCCAGAAUCUGGAGACAAGUCAGAGCCUGAAAAUGAUUCUGAGAGUGAGUCAAAAUCAGAAGAUGAAAUUGAUUUCGAGGAAAAAUCUGAUUCUGAUCCAAAUUCUAAUGGUGAUUUAGAUUUUAGUGGUAGUACAGAUUCUGAGAACAUUCCAGAUUCUGAAGGUGAUCAUGCUUAUGAAGUCGGUACUUCUGGAGUUCCGGCUUCUGAUACUGUUCCAGAAUCAGAAGUUGUUGUCACACCUGCUGAUACAAAUCAGAAAUUGGAUUCUUAUUUUGACGGUGAUGAUGUAGACGCAACAACGUUCAAGCAGUUGGCAGGGUCUUUGAGGUAUUUAUGUAAUACCAAAUCUGAUAUUUGCUAUGCAGUUGGAAUGGAUUUGAAGAUCAAAGUAAACAAGCCUCUAAAGCUGAUGGUUGAUAAUACGCCUGCAAUCAAUCUUGUCAAGAACCCAGUGUUGCAUGGGAGAAGCAAACAUAUUGAGACUAAGUAUCACUUUUUGAGAAAUCAGGUUCAGAAUGGAGUGCUAAAAGUUAUGCACUAUAGCACUAGAAGAAGCUGA
This is a messenger RNA of Lathyrus oleraceus (garden pea), 933 nucleotides long. RefSeq lists its product as uncharacterized. Bases 1 to 933 code for a protein of 310 amino acids. The transcript has 5 exons. Lineage: Eukaryota; Viridiplantae; Streptophyta; Magnoliopsida; Fabales; Fabaceae. The record is from RefSeq and is a predicted model, not a curated record.